ACCGAACGUCUUACGGUCACACUAUUGUGCAAAAAAAAUAAGAGCGCGUGGUAUUUUCUGCCGCACGCUUUAUAUUUCGCCACUUGGAGCAACGCUUUGCGGCGUUUAACCCAACCAACUAACUAGUUAAGCGGCUAGUACCAGCUGCCGAGUGAAUCGCAUCAAAUGUCUGCGGGCAAUGAAAGCGAGGAGGAGGCCGCAGUGGCUGCUGCUGCGGCUGAACGCGAGGCGACGCUGAUGGCCGAGGCCGUAGCUGUGGCGUAUCAGAGCGAGGACGAGGCGCAGGAGCAGGCUGCCCAGGCCGAUGGAGCAGCCGACAACCAAGAAGGGGCGGAGAACGAGGGCGAAGAUGAAGCCAUGAGCGAGAGCGGUGAUGGUGACGGUGACGGCGACGGCGAUGGCGACGACGAGAAUGCGGAAAAUGGUAGCAACGACAGUAAUUCCGCCGAGGGCGGUGGAAAUCCAGAGGAAACUGCUGCCGCCGAUCGCCGUCAGGCCACCAAGAAGGAGCUUACAACAAUCAUUGACAAGUGGGAGCAGCAGCAGACACAAAACGGCUACGAUCCCAUACCCACUUUGAGGAGCCUGGCGGAGAUCUUUGAACGCGAGAAGGAUGUGUAUCGGCGCAAGGACCCGGAUCCGCUAGACACGCGUCAUCCCUACCGAGCAGAUCCCAGCUGCCAGUACGGACUGCUGCUGAAGCUGCUUUUCCGCAAGGAUACGUUCAUGAGCAAGCUUCUCAACGAUUAUCUGCGCGAAAACUACUUCAGUCGCCAGGGCGUGAGUCGCAGUUCGUUGGAACUAAACAUCCUGGCCUGUCGCCUAAUCCUGGAGCUAAUGCCAGGCCUGGAGACCACAGUGGUGUUUCAAACCGCCGACGAUGACGGGACCAUCAAUCGCAUCUACAGCUGGGCAGAAGACAGCAUUGAGCCGCUUCAGAGCUAUGCCACUGGCCUUCUGGCGGAUGCCAUGGAUGUGAGCGACAUUACCAUUAACUAUCGGGAUCAGAACAUGCGUCUGGUGCCCAAGAUGAUUAAGCGCCUGCACAUGCUGCUGGCUAUCAGCAAGAGUGGCGUCUCCGACCCCAACAACACAUCGAUGCACAAUCAAUCUGCAGACAGCAGCAGUGCUUCGGCUAGUAUGCUCAGCUGGGUAGCCUGUGCUAAUUCAUCCGCUCCCCAGUCACCCCAGCACAAUGGCAGUGGAGUAGGAAUGGGCGCAGGAGCUCCCUCCGUGCAUGGUGAUACUUCCAAUAUGUCCAUAUUGUUCGAGAACAGCCGGGAUGCCUUUCCCGUGUCGAGGUACUACAAGCGCAUGUAUAUUCCCAUGCAUCCGCCGACUGCAGAUACCAGCCAGAUGUUGAUCAUGCGCUACCUAACCAGUCUGGGCGAGUAUCAGGAGUACCUGGCCAUGGCCUUCGAGAACAAUGUGAUGCAGCUGAUCUUUGGGUAUCUGGAGAACCUGGAUCGUCGCGACACCUGUCUGGCCUACGAGGUGCUCAAGUAUCUGGCCUCGCUGCUCUGUCAUAAGAAGUUUGCCCUGGAAUUUAUCGCACACGGUGGCUUGGAGCUACUAUUGAAGGUUCCUCGGCCCAGUUUGGCCACCACAGGUGUUUCCAUAGCCAUUUACUAUCUGGCCUACUGCGAGGACGCCAUGGAGCGCAUCUGUUCCAUGCAGCGUCCGCUGAUCUCGGAGCUGGUUCGCUAUGCCCUUUGGAUUCUAGGGCGUUGCCACGACUCCUCCAAGUGUCAUGCCACAAUGUUCUUUAGUUUGAGCUUCCAAUUCAAGGUCAUAUUGGAUGAGUUUGAUGCCCAGGAUGGACUGCGUAAGCUCUACAAUGUGAUCUCCGUGCUAAAGAUCCUUGACCCCAGCCAUAACGACAGCGAUAACGACUCUGAGAUCAAUGAGGAUCAGGAGUGCGCCUCGCGGCAGAUGGUGCGCCAUGUGUGCGUGGCCCUCAAGCGGUACAUGGAGGCGCACUUCUUUUACAAGUACAACAGCUUCCUCUGCCAGCAUUACGCUGCUUCCUCAUCUCACUUCUUUAGCCAGAAUCCUACGGUGGCUGCUAAACUGACCUUUGAUCAACUGCACGAUCAAAUACGCACUCUUCAGGAGCACACAUCGAUCCGCGCCCAAUGGCAACCGGUGGAUCAGCUUAUGAAGCUGGGCGGCAUCACAAUGUUGCUAAGAAUUAUCGCCUUUAGCUACGAUUGGAUGAACACGGGACGCUCGGAGACGGUGCGCUCCGCAUUGGAUGUGCUCAGCGUUUGCUGCAUAAUCCCAAGGGUUUACGUCGUUCUCUGUGACCGUCUCACAAUGCUGGACAAGACCACCACAUCGGGUUUUUGCUCAGUGCUUGGCGCAGCCGCUGGGGAGAUUACAACGGACGCGGAGGUGCUCAAAUCAGCGCUGGCGGUGCUCUGCCAUUGCGUCUGCUCGCCGAUUAUCCGCAAUCCGGAUAGCAGCAGCUCCGGCGGCCGGCUGAUGAAGUUUGGGAACUCGUCGCGCAAGAACAAGGCCAACAACAAGUAUGCCGAGGAGUUGAUCGAGCGCGUGUGGGAGUCGGUGUGCUCCAACAAUGGUAUCGUGGUGCUGCUGUCGCUGAUGCAGACCAAGGGACCGAUUACGGAUGCGGACUGUAUACGAGGUAUGGCCUGCCGGGCUCUGGCGGGACUUGCUCGCUCCGAUCGUGUCCGGCAGAUUGUGAGCAAGCUUCCACUCUUUGCCAGCGGACAGCUGCAGACGCUGAUGCGAGAUCCCAUACUGCAGGAGAAGCGUGCGGAGCAUGUCAUCUUCCAGAAGUAUGCCCUGGAACUCCUUGAGCGCGUGUCGGGCAAGACGAAGCCGCUGAACAAUCCGUUGGAUCCGUCGCUCUCGAACAUGCACAAAGCAAACGUGAUUGCCCAGACGCGCAUACAGUACAACAAGCAGCAGCUCUACCAGCUAAUCUUCGAGCACCUGGAAAGCAACGGCCUAUCGCAGACGGCCCAGAUGCUCCAGCGCGAGGUGGGCCUGCCGCUGCAAACACCGACCACUCGGAACUUCCACCAGUCACCCUUCGAUUACAAGACCCUACCCAGCGGCGGCAGUAGCUCGCUGUCUCGCAGUCGCCUGCGUAGUCGCAUGCAGGAUGUAAAUGCUGCUAUUAUGGCCAGCGGUGAGCCGAACAGGAGCUUCAGCGAGCACCCACUGCUAGAUACAGCUGGAGCUGGAGACGGACCUAGUGGCAGCAGCGGCAUACCGAACUUUGGUUGCCUCAACUCCAGCACCCAGACGCCGCCUAUCAAGAUUCGGCGAACGGAACGCCACCCGUCUAUAAGUUCUUCGGUCAACCGCUCGAACAUUAUUCAGAAGCACAUGAUGGAGCCGGGUGGCAUGACCAUGGGCUUGCCCGACGACCUGGCCCAGCCGCAUCCCAACCGCGUCACUUUAAACACCAUUGUAACAGAAUAUCUCACCAACCAGCAUUCGCUGUGCAACAAUCCGGUGAUAACCUGCCCACAAUUCGAUCUGUAUGAGCCGCACAAAUGCCCCGAUCCGCGGCCCAGUCGAUUGUUGAGCUCCAACUUCAACCUCACCAGCCGACAUGCUCGCACCCAGGCGGGCUUCAAUACCAGCCGCUUCGAUCGUCGCUAUGUGCACACACACUUCUCGCCCUGGCGCACCAUUCGUUCGGCCGACUACGAGGACCUGGAAUUCACCUGCUGUGACCUGGUGGGCAAGUACAUCAUCGUAGGCACGCAGCAGGGCGACGGCCGUGUGUUUAACUUGAACAACGGCGUGGAGCAGUUCUUCUCGAAUUGUCAUAACUUUAGCGUCGAUGCGAUCAAGGCGAAUCGUGCUGGGGAUCUGGUCAUCACAUCCAGCUUUUGGCGCAUCCCCACCAGCAUUCUGUGGUCCAUAGCCGACAAUGAGUUCAAGCUGAAGCUGCGCCUGCCCGACGUCACCUACUGCGAGUUCAGUCAGACCUCGCAAGACCGCCUGUUGGGCACCCAAAAUGAGUGCGCCACCUUAUAUGACAUAAAUACGGGCACCAAGAUAUCCACAUUUACACCAACCAUCCCGAAUCUAUACACCAAAAACCGAGCUACUCUGUGUCGCACCGAUGAGCUCAUAUUGUCGGAUGGCGUUCUCUGGGAUGUGCGUUCGGGCAAAGAGAUUCACAAAUUCGACAAGUUCAAUCAAUGCAUAUCGGGCGUCUUCCAUCCCAACUGUCUGGAGAUCAUUGCCAACACGGAGGUCUGGGAUCUGCGCACCUUCCACUUACUGCAAACGGUGCCCGUGUUGGAUCAACGCAACUGCACCUUCUCGCCCAUGCACGUCAUCUAUGGCGCAAGCUUGGGUGCGGACAGGGACCAUGACUCGGAGACGACCACCUACGAUACGAGCUUCAACGUGCUGGACGCCUACGAUUACUCUAGCAUUGCAACCAUCGAUGUGAAGCGGAACAUCAACGAUCUUAGUGUCAGCGCCAACGGGGGCCUCAUCGCGGUGGUUGAGGACUACAGCGGCUACGAUUCCAAGCAGGAGACCUACGUGAAGAUCUAUGCGGUGGGCGUGAAGAAGGGCGAGCGGUCGGAAGAGGAAGAUGAUGAGGAGGUGCCCGAAUCUGAUGAGGACGGUUCGGAUACGGGCUCUGAGACAUUUACUUUAGGUCCUGAUUUUAUGGGUUUCCCCAUGCUGCGCCGCAACCUCAACGGCAACGACGACGAUGAUGAUGAUGGCGACUUGGAUGAUGGUGAUGGCGACUUGAUAAGUAGCGAUGAAGACGGGGAUGAUGACGCAGAUGAUGAUGCAGAUGGGGACGAGGAUAUUGAGGACGAUGUCUUUGACUAUUUCGCCAAUGCCGACAGCAGCUCAGAUGAUUGAGAUCCGUUCCUCCUGCCGCUCCCAGUGCCUCGUCUCACGUCUCCUCUCUCCACCUUUCCUGUUGCUCGUUCCACCUUUAUUUUCGGAAGUGGUGGAUCCACCACCAUAGACGGUCAGAGACAUCUCGUUGCCAAUUUAGGAUAAUACUUUUAGGGAGCCCUAGUUUGUAAGCUGUUACCUACCCCGUGUUAUUUUUUCAAUUUUGUACAGAAAGGAAAAGAAGAAGUGGGAGCAAAUGAA
Molecule: messenger RNA, 5109 nt
Organism: Drosophila serrata
Lineage: Eukaryota; Metazoa; Arthropoda; Insecta; Diptera; Drosophilidae
Gene: mahj
Product: LisH and WD40 domain-containing protein mahjong
Biological process (GO): protein ubiquitination
Cellular component (GO): nucleus; Cul4-RING E3 ubiquitin ligase complex
Molecular function (GO): protein binding
Source: RefSeq, a predicted model, not a curated record